This is a messenger RNA of Rangifer tarandus platyrhynchus (Svalbard reindeer), 1317 nucleotides long. The record is from the annotation of a GenBank genome assembly. Lineage: Eukaryota; Metazoa; Chordata; Mammalia; Artiodactyla; Cervidae.
AUGCCCCUCAACGUCAGCUUCGCCAACAGGAACUAUGACCUCGACUACGAUUCGGUGCAGCCUUAUUUCUACUGCGACGAGGAGGAGAACUUCUACCACCAGCAGCAGCAGAGCGAACUGCAGCCGCCGGCGCCCAGCGAGGAUAUCUGGAAGAAAUUCGAGCUGCUGCCCACCCCGCCCCUGUCCCCGAGCCGCCGCUCCGGGCUCUGCUCGCCCUCGUACGUCGCGGUCGCCUCCUUCUCGCCCAGGGGAGACGACGACGGCGGCGGCGGCAGCUUCUCCUCCGCGGACCAGUUGGAGAUGGUGACCGAGCUGCUGGGAGGCGACAUGGUGAACCAGAGCUUCAUCUGCGACCCCGACGAGACCCUCAUCAAAAACAUCAUCAUCCAGGACUGUAUGUGGAGCGGCUUCUCGGCCGCCGCCAAGCUCGUCUCGGAGAAGCUGGCCUCUUACCAGGCUGCGCGCAAAGACGGCGGCAGCCCGAGCCCCGCCCGCGGGCACGGCGGCUGCUCCACCUCCAGCUUGUACCUGCAGGACCUGAGCGCCGCCGCCUCCGAAUGCAUCGACCCUUCGGUGGUCUUCCCCUACCCGCUCAACGACAGCAGCUCGCCCAAGCCCUGCGCCUCCCCGGACUCCACCGCCUUCUCCCCGUCCUCUGACUCUCUGCUCUCCUCUGCCGAGUCCUCCCCGCGGGCCAGUCCCGAGCCCCUGGCGCUCCACGAGGAGACCCCACCCACGACCAGCAGCGACUCUGAGGAAGAACAAGAGGAUGAGGAAGAAAUUGAUGUUGUUUCUGUGGAAAAGAGGCAGCCCCCUGCCAAAAGGUCAGAAUCGGGGUCACCCUCUGCAGGCAGCCACAGCAAACCUCCUCACAGCCCGUUGGUCCUAAAGAGAUGCCACGUGUCUACCCAUCAGCACAAUUACGCAGCGCCCCCCUCCACUAGGAAGGACUAUCCUGCUGCCAAGAGGGCUAAGUUGGACAGUGGCAGGGUCCUGAAACAGAUCAGCAACAACCGCAAAUGUGCCAGCCCAAGGUCUUCGGACACGGAGGAGAAUGACAAGAGGCGGACACACAACGUCUUGGAGCGCCAGAGGAGAAACGAGCUGAAACGCAGCUUUUUUGCUCUUCGUGACCAGAUCCCAGAGUUGGAGAACAAUGAAAAAGCCCCCAAGGUAGUUAUCCUUAAAAAAGCCACAGCGUACAUCCUGUCAGUCCAAGCUGAGGAGCAAAAGCUCACCUCAGAGAAAGACGUGUUGCGGAAGAGACGAGAACAGUUGAAACUCAAACUUGAACAGAUACGGAACUCUUGCGCCUAA